This is a messenger RNA of Trypanosoma conorhini, 479 nucleotides long. RefSeq lists its product as uncharacterized. The record is from RefSeq and is a predicted model, not a curated record. NCBI's taxonomy places the organism in Eukaryota, Euglenozoa, Kinetoplastea, Trypanosomatida, Trypanosomatidae. The transcript has a single exon. The annotation marks the transcript as partial.
AAACAGGCACCCGCUGGGCUCCACCGAAUGGAUCCGCUUCCCCGCCCAGCGGGCCGGGCAACGAAGGCGACAAAAAAAUGGCAACGUGGACGCGCAGCGGCGCACAAACCCGCGGCGCAGCAUUCCGCUAUGGCGGGCCCAAAGCCACCGCGGGCACCCCGCGGAGGCGCACGGCGCACUCGCAGCAGUCGGCGCGCCGCGGCAUCCAUCGCGAGGGAUGCCGUCGGGUCCCGCAACGCGGCCCACGGCCGGGGUCGGGCCGCAGUGGGCAAACGCGUUCCCCCAUCCAACGCGCGGGCGUCCUCCACGCAACGACCCCAAUGGGGCCCCCACGCCGGGCGGAGCUCAAGCGAAGAGGCAGCUGGGCCGCCGCCCCUGCGAGCGUGACGGCCGUGCUGCGGCGAGCCUCCCUGCAAGGCCCGCUUGCAAUCGUACGCUCGGCAAUUGCCCUUUGCGCCGCCCUUGAGGCAACAAAAUGA